CUGGCGGCUGAGCGGUGGGAGUUUUCGGCUGGCGCUCGGCGGGGAAUUAUCCGAGGAGCCCUAACUUGUAUAAAAGCAGAGUCCAUUUAAAGUUGGGCUGGAUAGCCUCUCUCUCAUUGGUUAGGGGGCUUGGAAAAAAGAGACUCGGCGAGCUCUCGCUGUGGUGCUGCCGCCGCCGCCGCCGCCGCCGCUGGAGUUGACUCUUCUGCUCGCACUGCUGCUGCAGCACAAACGUGACUUCCAACAUUUUUUAUUUAUCUUUCCCUUUUCUUUUCCAAGAUGUAACUACGGAUCAGACACUAAGGACCUUCACGUUUCGCUGAUGUAGUUUUUGGAGGAAAAAGGGGGGGGAGUGAAGGGCGUCGGUUUUUUUUUGUGUGUGUGUGUAUGUGUUUCGGGGGAAAUUUUCCAUUAUUAGUGUUUUACUAAAGUGAUUUUUUUUUUGUUUGCUUCGUUCGUCUUUGGCUCUUUUUUUUUCCUUCCCAAUUUCGGAUUUAUUUCAAGGCGAAUCUGGCUUUGGGGGAAGAGGAAGAAAAGUCGGAUUACAAGAUCAACCACCACCAACAACAAUAAAAACCACCAGGAUAUUUUUUUGCAAAUUUCUGACGGCUUUAAAUUCAUGAAGCAAUUGUCCCCUUUUGCAAUCAGCAUUUGGAUCUCAGAAUGAGCAAGGAAAGACCCAAGAGGAAUAUCAUUCAGAAGAAAUACGAUGACAGUGAUGGGAUUCCGUGGUCAGAAGAACGGGUGGUACGUAAAGUCCUUUAUUUGUCUCUGAAGGAGUUCAAGAAUGCCCAGAAGAGGCAGCAUGGGGAAGGCAUUGCUGGGAGCCUGAAAACUGUGAAUGGGCUCCUUGGUAAUGACCAGUCUAAGGGAUUAGGACCAGCAUCAGAACAGUCAGAGAAUGAAAAGGACGAUGCAUCCCAAGUGUCCUCCACUAGCAACGAUGUUAGUUCUUCAGAUUUUGAAGAAGGGCCGUCGAGGAAAAGGCCCAGGCUGCAAGCACAAAGGAAGUUUGCUCAAUCUCAGCCGAAUAGUCCCAGCACAACUCCAGUAAAGAUAGUGGAGCCAUUGCUACCCCCUCCAGCUACUCAGAUAUCAGACCUCUCUAAAAGGAAGCCUAAGACAGAAGAUUUUCUUACCUUUCUCUGCCUUCGAGGUAAGACUUUGCAACGAUCAGCGGAGGUCUGCGUGGAACCUACAUGUUCUCCUGCGCUGCCCAACAGCAUGGUGUAUUUUGGAAGCUCUCAGGAUGAGGAGGAAGUCGAGGAGGAAGAUGAUGAGACAGAAGACGUCAAAACAGCCACCAACAAUGCUUCAUCUUCAUGCCAGUCGACCCCCAGGAAAGGAAAAACCCACAAACAUGUUCACAACGGGCAUGUUUUCAAUGGUUCCAGCAGGUCAACACGGGAGAAGGAACCUGUUCAAAAACACAAAAGCAAAGAGGCCACUCCCGCAAAGGAGAAGCACAGCGAUCACCGGGCUGACAGCCGCCGGGAGCAGGCUUCAGCGAACCACCCCGCAGCGGCCCCUUCCACGGGUUCCUCGGCCAAGGGGCUUGCUGCCAACCAUCACCACCCCCCUCUGCAUCGGUCGGCUCAGGACUUACGGAAACAGGUUUCUAAGGUAAACGGAGUCACUCGAAUGUCAUCUCUGGGUGCAGGUGCAACCAGUGCCAAAAAGAUGCGCGAGGUCAGACCUUCACCAUCCAAAACUGUGAAGUACACUGCCACGGUGACGAAGGGGGCUGUCACAUACACCAAAGCCAAGAGAGAACUGGUCAAGGACACCAAACCCAAUCACCACAAGCCCAGUUCCGCUGUCAACCACACAAUCUCAGGGAAAACUGAAAGUAGCAAUGCAAAAACCCGCAAACAGGUGCUAUCCCUCGGGGGGGCGUCCAAGUCCACCGGGCCCGCCGUCAAUGGCCUCAAGGUCAGUGGCAGGUUGAACCCAAAGUCAUGCACUAAGGAGGUGGGGGGGCGGCAGCUGCGGGAGGGCCUGCAGCUGCGGGAGGGGCUGCGGAACUCCAAGAGGAGACUGGAAGAGGCACACCAGGCGGAGAAGCCGCAGUCGCCCCCCAAGAAGAUGAAAGGGGCGGCUGGCCCCGCCGAAGGCCCUGGCAAGAAGGCCCCGGCCGAGAAAGGUCUGCUGAACGGACACGUGAAGAAGGAAGUGCCGGAGCGCAGUCUGGAGAGGAAUCGGCCGAAGCGGGCCACGGCCGGGAAGAGCACGCCAGGCAGACAAGCACAUGGCAAGGCGGACAGCGCCUCCUGUGAAAAUCGUUCUACCUCGCAACCGGAGUCCGUGCACAAGCCGCAGGACUCGGGCAAGGCCGAGAAGGGCGGCGGCAAGGCCGGGUGGGCGGCCAUGGACGAGAUCCCCGUCCUCAGGCCUUCCGCCAAGGAGUUCCACGAUCCGCUCAUCUACAUCGAGUCGGUCCGCGCUCAGGUGGAGAAGUUCGGGAUGUGCAGGGUGAUCCCCCCUCCGGACUGGCGGCCCGAGUGUAAGCUCAACGACGAGAUGCGGUUUGUCACGCAGAUUCAGCACAUCCACAAGCUGGGCCGGCGCUGGGGCCCCAACGUGCAGCGGCUGGCCUGCAUCAAGAAGCACCUCAAAUCUCAGGGCAUCACCAUGGACGAGCUCCCGCUCAUAGGGGGCUGUGAGCUCGACCUGGCCUGCUUUUUCCGGCUGAUUAAUGAGAUGGGCGGCAUGCAGCAAGUGACUGACCUCAAAAAAUGGAACAAACUAGCAGACAUGCUGCGCAUCCCCAGAACUGCCCAGGACCGGCUGGCCAAGCUGCAGGAGGCCUACUGCCAGUACCUACUCUCCUACGACUCUCUGUCCCCAGAGGAGCACCGGCGGCUGGAGAAGGAGGUGCUGAUGGAGAAGGAGAUCCUGGAGAAGCGCAAGGGACCGCUGGAAGGCCACACAGAGAACGACCACCACAAGUUCCACCCUCUGCCCCGCUUCGAGCCCAAGAAUGGGCUCAUCCAUGGUGUGGCCCCCAGGAACGGCUUCCGCAGCAAGCUCAAGGAGGUGGGCCAGGCCCAGUUGAAGACUGGCCGGCGGCGACUCUUCGCUCAGGAAAAAGAAGUGGUCAAGGAAGAGGAGGAGGACAAAGGCGUCCUCAAUGACUUCCACAAGUGCAUCUAUAAGGGAAGGUCUGUUUCUCUAACAACUUUUUAUCGAACAGCGAGGAAUAUCAUGAGCAUGUGUUUCAGCAAGGAGCCUGCACCAGCCGAAAUCGAGCAAGAGUACUGGAGGCUAGUGGAAGAGAAAGACUGCCACGUGGCAGUGCACUGCGGCAAGGUGGACACCAACACUCACGGCAGCGGAUUCCCAGUAGGAAAAUCAGAACCCUUUUCGAGGCAUGGAUGGAACCUCACCGUCCUCCCCAAUAACACAGGGUCCAUCCUGCGUCACCUCGGUGCUGUGCCUGGAGUGACUAUUCCCUGGCUAAAUAUUGGCAUGGUCUUUUCUACCUCAUGCUGGUCUCGAGACCAAAAUCACCUUCCAUACAUUGACUACUUACACACUGGUGCUGACUGCAUUUGGUAUUGCAUUCCUGCUGAGGAGGAGAACAAGCUGGAAGACGUGGUCCACACUCUGCUGCAAGCCAAUGGCACCCCAGGGCUGCAGAUGCUGGAAAGCAACGUCAUGAUCUCCCCGGAGGUGCUGUGCAAAGAGGGGAUCAAGGUGCACAGGACCGUGCAGCAGAGUGGCCAGUUUGUCGUCUGCUUCCCGGGAUCCUUUGUGUCCAAAGUGUGCUGUGGGUACAGCGUGUCUGAAACCGUGCACUUUGCUACCACCCAGUGGACAAGUAUGGGCUUUGAGACCGCCAAGGAAAUGAAGCGUCGCCAUAUAGCUAAGCCAUUCUCCAUGGAGAAGUUACUCUACCAGAUUGCACAAGCAGAAGCAAAAAAAGAAAACGGCCCCACUCUCAGUACCAUCUCAGCCCUUCUGGAUGAGCUCAGGGAUACAGAGCUGCGGCAGCGAAGGCAGCUGUUCGAGGCUGGCCUCCACUCCUCCGCGCGCUACGGCAGCCACGACGGCAGCAGCACGGUGGCGGACGGGAAGAAAAAGCCUCGAAAGUGGCUGCAGUUGGAGACGUCGGAAAGGAGGUGUCAGAUCUGCCAGCACCUGUGCUACCUGUCUAUGGUGGUACAAGAGAACGAAAACGUCGUGUUCUGUCUGGAGUGUGCUCUGCGCCACGUGGAGAAACAGAAGUCCUGCCGAGGGCUGAAGUUGAUGUACCGCUACGAUGAGGAACAGAUUAUCAGUCUGGUCAAUCAGAUCUGUGGCAAAGUGUCUGGUAAAAACGGCAGCAUUGAGAACUGUCUCAGUAAACCCACACCAAAAAGAGGUCCCCGCAAGAGAGCGACAGUGGACGUGCCCCCCUCCCGUCUGUCAGCCUCUGGUUCAUCCAAAAGUGCUUCGAGCUCAUCAUGAAGAUGCCAACGCCCGUGGUCGAUUUAUAUAUAUUUUUUUGUAAUUAUUAUAUUCUAGUUUGGAGUACUUGCUGUAGGAUUCAAGCUGUCUUUGCACUAGCUCUAAAGAAGACUUUCUUCUGGUUUUAGAGAACUAAUUUUGUUUUAGCAUUAAACUGUUGAACUUUUUUUUGUACUUAGAAAACCUAGAUACUGCAGUCAGAUUUUGGAAACUGCCGUAUAGUCACUGUUUUAAAAACCCUGGAGGGGCUGUAUUAAUUUGUAUUGCCCCAUGGCUGACAAAAGCCUUUUUUUGGUUUUGAUUUUUUUUUUUUUUUUGGUAACUGUUGGGGGAAAAAAGGCUUUUUAACCCAUUUUUGAAGAGGGUGAAGUUUGGAGAACAAAUUUAAAAACCAUCAGUCAUGUGAGCAGAUUUUUUAGAAGGGAUAGGAGACACACACGUGCGCGCGCACACACACACACACACACACACACACGAAACUUGAAAUGGCUUUGCUUUGGCUGUCGUCUUCUGCCGUGUGCCAGAUGAGCUUGUAAUCUGGGAAGCCGGGGCACCCCCGUUUUGUUUCUCUGGGCGGUUGUGGCAGCUGAAGGCGGACGUUGUUUCCUAACCAUAGGCGGAACGAGGAGACGGGAGCGAGUGGGCUCUCCACCAGCACAUCACUAUGCAUCUGUUCAAGGAAAGAAGAAAAGCGAGCGAGGAAGACGGAAAAGACUGCCUGCCUUGGAGGGGUCACAUGAGGGAGACCUGUGCCUGAUUUCAUUAGGAAAUCCAUUCUGUUAUUUUUUGGUGCUGUUGGCUACUUUAUCAAAAAACCCUUCAAUAGCAUCCUUAAGAUUUAAAAAAAAAAAAAAAAAAAGGAAAAAAAAAAGGAAAAAAAGUGAUGGAAGCCGUAAGUGCUUCUUUGUCAUCGACGUGCAAUCUUUCUAACAUUCCAUCUCCAUCUCACUGCUUCUUGUUUGACACCUUCACAAGUCAGCAUUAAUCUUUCUUUUAAAAUUUGUUUUGUUUAUGAUCAUGUAGAGAGCCGCUAGGAGGCCUGCAGUUAUUUUUGAAUGUGAAAAUGCAUUUGCGUUCAUCUUGUCUAUUUUUUCUCUUCAUGUUGUAACAAAAAGGAAAAAAGAAAAAAAAAUCCCAUCCCUUUUGUACAUAUGCCUGUAAAUUGUUUUAAAUACUUGAGCCUUUUUCUCGGUGGGGGGUGGGGAGGGGGGUGAGAAGACAAGAUGAAGAAAAGCCUUACAUUUCAGUUUCUUCAUCGGUUGGAUUGGAUGCUUACAGGGUUUUUCUUGUAACAUUUAUAAGUGCUGCUUACAUCACUGAACAACAAAAAAAAAUAAUAAUGGAGUAGCUGUUGCCCUUCUCCGGUUGUGUGUACAGUAUGUGUGGAAUAAAAAAGGGAAACUGUUUUCACAAGCUGUUCUUUGUUUCAUAAUUGGAUUCAUCAAUCCCGUAGCUACCCAUAUUGCACUGAGCUUGCCAGUGGUGACUGCCAGGAACGUCCUAUGAUCCACUUUGUUGGUUGUUGUUGCAGAAGACUGAACUGUUUUGGAAUAUUUAACAAUUACAGAAACAGUCAAGUGUUUUCCAAUGUGGUUGUCCGGUUUCUAUGGCCUUGCUGUGUACUUUCCCUCUUUUUGACAGUAAACUUCUGCCUAUGGCUUACAGUUUGACGUUUAAUUUAUUAGCGCUGCUCUGCACCCCUCCCUUGGGAGGGAGACUUCAUGUGGUUUAUUGCGAGUUUUUUGUUUACUUUUCAGGUUUGUACUACAAGGUUUAAUAAUAAAAACAAAGUUUUUUGGACAUUUGUCUGUCUUGUGGAA
Messenger RNA from Pongo pygmaeus (Bornean orangutan), 6269 nucleotides. RefSeq names its product jumonji and AT-rich interaction domain containing 2 (gene JARID2). Gene Ontology annotation, biological process: chromatin remodeling; regulation of gene expression. Gene Ontology annotation, molecular function: DNA binding. The coding region runs from base 664 to 4449 and encodes 1261 amino acids. The record is from RefSeq and is a predicted model, not a curated record. The transcript is spliced from 18 exons. NCBI's taxonomy places the organism in Eukaryota, Metazoa, Chordata, Mammalia, Primates, Hominidae. Gene Ontology annotation, cellular component: chromatin; nucleus.